UCUUACAUUUCACAUUACCCAAACACCAAUCUUCCCUUUCCAAAUAAAUCCUCUCUCUGUCUCUCUCGAAAUGGCGACAACCGCCGUUCUCCGAUCUCAAGAUUGCCUCCUCCGCCCCAAUAGCUUCCACUCCGAACGCCUCUCCGCCCCUCCCUUCAAACCCCGCCCCAAUUCGAUCCGCCCUCGCCGCCGUAAGCGAAGCCCCGUGGGGUCUCCGGAUCGAACCCGACUCCGAGAUCAGGCGGUGGUUGCGAAUUUUCCCUCCAAGAAUCUCGUCAUGGGCCAGGUCAAGAUCCUCAAGCGCGGCGAGGAAUUGACCCCCGCGGCGGCGAAGAAGAACGGUCUCGUGUUCGGCGACGAGGAUUUGGUCCUCUGCUCCACCGAUCGGUUGGGUCCUGAUCCCGAAACCGUUCAGAAGCAGAUUAAAGUUUCCGAUUUGAAGGUUGUUGACGGAAUCUACGCCGGAUCGGCGGUUUUUUUGGCCUCGCCGCCGCCGAGUUCGGUUCCAUUUCCGGCUUUCUUUUCGAAGAAGGAGAAAAACGAUGCUGCGACGAGUGAUCUACGUCGAUUGCUGGGCCUUGAUUUGCCCUAAUUUUGGAUGCAAAUUGUUAUGGAAAUGUUGGAUCUGAAGGAGGGAGUUGAGUUGAUGAUGGUUUGCUUUAUUACUCAAGGUCUCUUCCUUUAUCUUUUCAAGAGGAAGGUUGAGUACGAAGCAAAUGAUGCCAUGGAAGUGAAGCUUAAUGUUCGGUAUAUCUUUCCUUUUUCUGUUGAGCGACAAAGAAUAAAUAUCAACUGUUGCUUGGAAAUCUAGUAGAUUUAACUAUCGAAGAAGAAGAUUAGGUUUCUGAUAGUCUUAUAUUUUCAAUGUAUAUUCGUGUAGUCUGAUAGUCUUGAUACGAUCAACGUGUGAUCGAUCAGAAACGGGGUGUGUGUGUGUGGUUAUUGGGUAUUCCUUUCAGUGUCAGUCUUUGUUUGUAGCAUUUGGUAUUUCAUAUUUCCUUGUACUACGAUGUUGCCUUCAUGUUUAGUUUAGGUGAUUUCGUAUAAAUCGAUGUAGCUAGCUAUGAAUUUUAUAUUUGAAUAAAAAUUUCAGCUUGAGACAUUUACCAGAAAAA
Camellia sinensis is the source of this 1115-nucleotide messenger RNA. NCBI's taxonomy places the organism in Eukaryota, Viridiplantae, Streptophyta, Magnoliopsida, Ericales, Theaceae. The record is from RefSeq and is a predicted model, not a curated record.